AUGGGAGAAACGAACAAAGAAUAUAUUCAGGAGUCGGCGGUUCCCCGGCGUUGGGAGACUCAUGGGGGCGAAGACGUGCCCGUCUAUGCCCAGGGAGUAAAUGGACACCUGUUUAGAGGGGUUGUGGAGCAGACAUUCAUUCCGUACGCCAUAUCUUAUGCCUCGUGUAUCGGUCCUUUCAAGAAGUUGUGUCAGGAACACAUUAAAAAGUCUGAACAUCGAGGCGGAGUGAUAGGCCUGUCGACGGCAUACCAUUUGAAUGAAUUGGGAUAUAAUAAUGUGAUUGUCAUCGAAAGAGAUGAGAUAACCAGUGGCACGACAUGGCAUACCAAUGGUUUGGUGUGGAGAUUACGGCCAUCAGAAACAGACAUAAAUCUCUUGAGUCGUACCCACGAGUUGGUGUCAAAGCGUUUGCUGUCUCACUCGGGAGUGGACGCCACGGGUUGGAUCAAUAACGGGGGACUAUUUUUAGCUCAUAAUACCGCACGAAUGCAAGAAUAUCAACGCCUGCACGGGAUGUCUAAAUACUAUGGCAUAGAAUCGUAUAUUUUGGACAAAAGUCAAACGAUUGACUUAUUGAAGCCAUUGAUUGACGAGAAGACCAGCGAUCUGACGGGCGGUCUCUAUAGCCCUAACGACGGCUUCGUUGACCCGCAUAUGUAUUGCUCGGCGCUUAUUAAGGCAGCAAAUAUUCAAGUGUUUAGUAAAUGUCGUUUGAUUGCUAUCAAUACCAGUGACUGCUUCUCAUUGAAUACGAGACAACGCAAAGUAAAUAAACUUAGCGUUCAGUACAAUGGACUCAGACAUGACAUCGAGACCAGUGUUGUUGUGAACAGUUCCGGUGUCUGGGCACCAAUCGUAGCUAAAUUAGCAGGAAUCGAUAAUAUACCGCAAGAAACAAUGGAGCACUCGUAUGUCAUAACAGAGCCAAUUGAGGGUGUCGUCCACAAUAAGACUCCUAAUAUCCGAGACCACGACCUGUCCAUUGCAUUUCGUGUGUCGGGCAAAAGUCUGUGUAUCGGUGGCUACGAACCGGAUCCGGUGCUCAUUAGCCAUAAAAUCUCAACGUUAGAGCCGUUCACUCUAUUUGAUCUCAAUUGGGAUAAGUUUGGCAUUCAUUUGGAAAACUCAGCCAAAUUGAUGCCAAUAAUUGGCGAAACUGGGAUCAAAGCGACCACUUGUGGGCCCGAGUCGUUCACACCCGACCACAAGCCACUGCUAGGGGAGGACCCGUUAGUCCGGGGUUUCUUUCACGCCAGUGCUUUCAACUCAUUCGGCAUCAGCCUAUCGGGAGGGGUUGGCUAUCAGAUGGCUAAAUGGCUCACUACAGGCUCACCUGACAUCGACUUAUCCGCUUAUGAUAUAAAGAGGUUUAACAGGCAUUUGAUUAAUAACAGAGUUUGGUCUCAUGAGAGAUGUCGUGAGGCGUACGCCAGAAACUACGCCCGAAACGAGACGUUCAGCGAUGCGUUAUAUGAGUUGCUUAAGAGUAAUGGUUGUGUGUAUCGCGAAAGACAUGGCAUUCAGUGUCCGGAUUGGUUUGAUUUAGUGUCGACGCCACUCACCACUGAGCAGUACAUUGAUUUGGACAACACGUACGACUGGUCUGAGGACAGUCGCCAGUGGAAAGCCAUUAAAUAUGAAUGCCAGUCAUGUCAUGAAAGGGCUGCUCUUUUCAACCUCUCAUCAAUGGCUAAGUAUUUAGUGCGCGGAGAGAAUGCACUGCAAGUAAUCGAUAGCUUGAGUCCAACUGAUGUGAAAUCAAUGCUAAAUAAUUCAACAAUUCUUUCAUAUCUACUCAAUACGAGAGGCGGUAUUACAGCCGAGAUUAUCAUCAAUAAAGUGAAUGACAAUCAGUUUUACAUCACAUGCGCCGACAUCUCCACUAAUCAUGCUAUGAAAAUGCGUUUAAUACGCUUCUCGCAAGUGUCUCACACGGGAUGGGAAUUGCAUUUAAAUAACGGCCAACACUUGAAAACAAUUUACAAUAAAAUCAUAGCCAAUGAUUUGGUAGCAAAUGCCGGUUACAGAGCUUACGAGUCCCUGAAAAACGAGAACCAAUGGCUGUCCGGGUGUCUGGACAUGAGAUCCGAGGACAUGCUAUGGGAUGUGGGACUCGACACUCAUAUCUGUGAACACAAACGAAAACAAUAUACGGAUUACAAAGAUAUGAGAAGCGAAGACCAAAAUAAGCAUUACGUUUGGAUCAGACCCGAGAACAAGAGACCCAUAGUGUGCGGACUCGAACCCAUUUGGUCGGACUCCCAGGCCAUUGGUUUUGUGCGUAAAAAUUUCUACUCUCAUAAAAGUCAACGAAUGCUAGCAUUUGGACUCAUUUACGACAAGUUCUUGAAGAACUCAAACAUACCCUCGAGUGUCGAGAUUGAGAUAUUUGGCAACUUGUAUCAAGCAAAAGUUGACAAAGUGGUUUGCAAACAAACCUAA
Messenger RNA from Oppiella nova, 2445 nucleotides. NCBI's taxonomy places the organism in Eukaryota, Metazoa, Arthropoda, Arachnida, Sarcoptiformes, Oppiidae. The record is from the annotation of a GenBank genome assembly.